Messenger RNA from Racocetra persica, 856 nucleotides. NCBI's taxonomy places the organism in Eukaryota, Fungi, Glomeromycota, Glomeromycetes, Diversisporales, Gigasporaceae. The record is from the annotation of a GenBank genome assembly.
CCGCUAUUGUCUCUGGUGCUAAAGCCUCCUGUGAUGUUGAAGAAAAGUUGGAGCGGUUAAAGAAUAUAAAGCAAAAAUCAAACGACACUAUCAAGGCAUACACAAACAAGUUCGAUGCAUGUGCAGAAGUUGUGAAGAAUAAUGGGUUAAGGGAACCUUUCAGAGAAAGAGUUGAAAUGCAAUGCCCCGAAACGUAUGAUGAUGCAAAAAAAUGGGCUUUAAAGGUGGAAAAAUAUAACGUGGAUGACCUUGCUUCAGCUUUUGGUGCUUUAAAGAUUUGCCGUGUUGACCAAAAUCAAGAUCAAGACGACCGAAUAGGUAAAAUGGAAUCAAGCAUCAAGGAAUUAACGAAGGCCAUCUUGGAUCUUAAAGAAAAUAGGGAACCUCCCUUAUACCGUAACCAGAGAACUCAAAAUCAGCGGCCCGGUAACCAAAAUCAAACUAUCCGAUCUCGUAGAUGUUACCAAUGUGAUCAGGAAGGUCAUCUUUCAAGAGAUUGUCCUACCAGGGCACAACAAACCCUACCUGAUAAUCAAAGGAAUGUGACGAGAAAUAACCAACCUGAUGGUCCCGAGGUUAGAGGUAUGAAUAUACGUUACCUUGAGGUUACAGAAUCGAUAAAGGAUGAAGGUGAUGACUAUCUAAGGAUUAAGUUGGAAGAAGGGGAAUCAUUAUUUGAUGUAAGGAACCUAGGUAAAAGGAGGCGUGUGGAGGAUGAACACGAGAUGCCUUCAUGGGCUCAAAAGAGCACCUAUAAUGAAAUACCCGAAGAAAUUGACCAGCACAAAAAGGGAUCGAUAAUGUAUAUCCCGAUCUCUGAGCUAACGGCCGAAUUGGACAUUUUGAAAACUAUAGC